AUGGCUGAGCGCCGGGCAGCUGCCAAGAGCCGACGCAUGGGCUCCAGCCGGCGCAAGCAGCUGCGCGAGGGCUCCGGCAAGGCACUGGCGGCAGCUGCCAGCCCCAUCGAGGAGCUGCCAUGGGCAUCUGAAAUAGUGCAGAGGGUGCAGGACUUCUUCAGGGAGCGGGACAAGGACCAGGCGGGGUUUGUCACCCGCUCGGACAUGCAGAAAUUGCAGGAGGAAGAUUUCCCAUGCAGCACGGAGGAGCUGGAGCUCGUCUUCGAUGGGCUGGAUGCUGCUGGCACCGGGCGGUUAUGCACCGAGGAGUUCGCUGCGGGGCUCUGGCAGUUCCUGAGCUCCCAAAAAGCUGCCAGGGACCACCGCCGGCAGAAAACGGCAUCCCGGAGGGUCCGCUUGGUCCUCCCAAGCCCAGUGUUGGAGGGGGCGGACAGCGAGGAGCGGAGACACUUUGCCGCCUUCAUGGACCAGCUGGGCACAGACAACGUCUCUGAAGAACAGGAGAUCUGGCAACUCUGGGUGAAGCUCCGGCAGGACGAACCCCAGCUCCUGGACAACCUGGAGGACUUUCUGGCCAAGAUGAGGCACCGCAUCCAAGAAGCCAGGAGCAAGAAGGAGGCUUUGGAGGUGACCCUGAACAAGCGUGUAGCUGAGCACAACAAGGAGGUGCAGCAGCUCUGUGAGGCCCUGGAGCAGCAGAUCCGGCAGGAGCAACAGCAGCUGGAGCAGGAGAGCAUGGCCCGGCACCACCAGCACGGCGUGGAGCUGCAGCAAGCACUGGAUGCCAGCGAGAGGGAGGUGCAGCGCUUGGUCACGGCGCAGAUGGAGCUGGAGACGCGGUGCCGCAGCCUCCGCAGCACGCAGCAAGCUGCCAGCACCGAAAACCGGCAGUUGGAGGAGAGCAACCGGGUGCUGGAGGACCACCUGCAGCACCUCCACCAGCAGCUCCAGCAGACCCACGGGCGCCUGCGGACCGCAAGGGCCGCGGUGGCUCGGGAGCACACGGAGGAGCCCGGGGACAAAGCGGUGACAGACCUGCCCGGUGAGAUGCCCCUGUCCCCACAGACGAGUCCGGAGAAGAGCGAGAAGUACCACUCCGAGAUGCAGAUCGGGCUGGGGUCCCAGAGCACAGAGCCUAAAGCCAAGAGCACCCACCAAGUGGUUUGGGAAAUGCUGCCAGCAGAAAUAAGCGUUUUGGGAGCCCUGCCGAGAGUGAGCUCUGUGGAAGAGGACCCCUUCCCAGAAUUCCUGAAGGAGGAACGCUUUUCUGACCAAAGCUCUUUGCUAAGAGAGAUGAAUGAUGCAAUAGCGGCUCUGAGCAAACAGCUGAAGCCACAGGCACUGGGUGCACCCCCCGCGCUGGCAGACACUGCCUGUCGCCCCCAGGACGAUGCUGAGCCCCAAAUGGGGCUGGAGGCAGCCGCAGCCCACGGCACAACCCCCGGGGUCCUGCAAGAGACCCUCGUCGGCCACGUCGGUCAUGAGCUGUUUGAAGGAGACCUGAAAGAGGGACCAGCCACAGCUGAGCUUCGUGCUCCAGACAUGACACAGGCUGAUGUGCGGCGGCUAGGCACUUCAGGACAGGCAGCCCAAAGCGAGCUUCAGGAGCAAGUCUCAGCACAGGCAGAUAAGGUGAGGCUUCACGCUGUUUCCCAGCAGCCGGAGGAGAAGCUGCCACACAUGAUGGAAACGGAGCAGAUAGCUGCCAGACCUGCCAAGCCUCCAAAACAAGAGGUGCCACCAGCGUCAACCCUUCACACAAGGGUCCAACAGGAGGAAGAUGCUGGGAAUGAUCAGUCAGGGAUGGUCCUCAGAGACAGCUCACUGGGGGAUGCAGCCAACAGCAGCACGCGGCCUCAGAGGCAGCUCUUGGGAGAACAGAGUGAAGACCUCAAUGUUGGUCAACAGGAGAAGCAAGAGGUUGGGCAGAAAACAAGCCAGGAAGGUGAGCCCAGCCGAGGAGAGCCAGGGGCCGUGACUGCAGAUGGGGCGGGAGAACCAAGGGGUUCUCCUGAAGCCUUCCCGGUCCCAGACCACCUCUACAACGUGCUGUUCGUUGGGGACUCCCACGUGGGCAAAACAUCAUUCCUGUACCGGUUGCACACCAACAUCUUCAACCCGCACCACACCACCACAGUAGGACUGGAUUAUUGGGUCAAAAACCUCGUCGUGGACAACAAGUGCUUUGCUCUCUGCCUGUGGGACUCAGCUGGCCAAGAAAGGUACCGCAGCAUCACCAAGCAGUUCUUCCGGAAGGCGGAUGGGGUCGUGCUGAUGUACGAUAUCACAUCGGAGUGCUCCUUCUCAGACGUGCGGUACUGGCUGAGUUGCAUCCAG
This is a messenger RNA of Aptenodytes forsteri (emperor penguin), 2337 nucleotides long. RefSeq names its product RAB44, member RAS oncogene family (gene RAB44). The record is from RefSeq and is a predicted model, not a curated record. NCBI's taxonomy places the organism in Eukaryota, Metazoa, Chordata, Aves, Sphenisciformes, Spheniscidae. The transcript is spliced from 13 exons. The annotation marks the transcript as partial. Gene Ontology annotation, molecular function: GTP binding; GTPase activity.